Antechinus flavipes (yellow-footed antechinus) is the source of this 1960-nucleotide messenger RNA. It is a transcript of the gene OTUB1, whose product is annotated as OTU deubiquitinase, ubiquitin aldehyde binding 1. Gene Ontology annotation, biological process: negative regulation of double-strand break repair; protein K48-linked deubiquitination. The transcript is spliced from 7 exons. NCBI's taxonomy places the organism in Eukaryota, Metazoa, Chordata, Mammalia, Dasyuromorphia, Dasyuridae. Gene Ontology annotation, cellular component: nucleus. The record is from RefSeq and is a predicted model, not a curated record. Gene Ontology annotation, molecular function: ubiquitin binding; cysteine-type deubiquitinase activity. The coding region runs from base 52 to 867 and encodes 271 amino acids.
GGAGAAGCGCUAAUAACCCGGAAGUGGUCGUGGGUGCGGCGCUGUUUAAAGAUGGCGGCGGAGGAACCUCAGCAGCAGAAGCCGGAGCCGCUGGGAAGCGACUCCGAAGGAGUUAACUGUUUGGCUUACGAUGAAGCCAUCAUGGCCCAGCAGGACCGAAUUCAGCAGGAGAUUGCCGUUCAGAACCCGCUGGUCUCCGAGCGCCUGGAGCUCUCUGUGCUUUACAAGGAGUACGCGGAAGAUGACAACAUCUAUCAACAGAAGAUCAAGGACCUACACAAAAAAUACUCCUACAUCCGAAAGACCAGGCCCGACGGCAACUGCUUCUACCGAGCCUUCGGCUUUUCCCACCUGGAGGCCCUUCUGGAGGACAGCAAGGAACUUCAGAGGUUCAAAGCCAUCUCUGCCAAGAGCAAAGAGGACCUGGUAUCUCAGGGCUUCACCGAGUUCACAAUCGAAGACUUCCACAACACGUUCAUGGACCUGAUCGAGCAGGUGGAGAAGCGGACCUCGGUGGCCGACCUGCUGGCCUCCUUCAAUGACCAGAGCACCUCCGACUACCUGGUGGUCUACCUGCGGCUGCUCACCUCGGGCUACCUGCAGCGGGAGAGCAAGUUCUUCGAGCACUUCAUCGAGGGGGGCCGGACCGUGAAGGAGUUCUGUCAGCAGGAGGUGGAGCCCAUGUGCAAGGAGAGUGACCACAUCCACAUCAUCGCGCUGGCGCAGGCCCUCAAUGUCUCCAUCCAGGUGGAGUACAUGGACCGCGGCGAGGGCGGCACCACCAACCCCCACGUCUUCCCGGAGGGCUCCGAGCCCAAGGUGUACCUACUGUACAGACCCGGACACUACGACAUCCUUUACAAAUAGGGGGCGGCGCCCGGGCCCUGCCCGCCGCCGCCCGCCAGCGUGGGGCCAGUCCUGCCCGCCCGCCCUCCCCGCUAACAGGCGUUAGACAUGUACAGGUUUUUUGUGGUUGUAAAUGGUAAUAUUUCACUCCCCUCCCCCCCUGUCCCCCUUCACCUUGCGUGUUUUAUUAAAGGGGAUGCUGGUGGCGAGGCCGUGUGCGCGCCCGUGUGUUGCUGCUGUGUGCGCCCUGGGCCCCUCUCUUCCUUAGGGCACCGGGGUCCGGCUCCCGCCCCAGCCGCCGAGCCCGGCAGGAGCUGCCGCGGGGGGCACGGGCCGCCCUACUCGGCGUCCACCGCCCCCCGGGGGGCUUCUUCCGGGAACCCUCCCACCGAGGCUUCCCUCCCUGGACCUUCUGAUGCCGCAGCCCCUCUCCGGGGUCUGCAGGGCCUCCAGCCCUAACCGUGCUUCCAUGUGGCGGCCCUCCCGCCCCGGCGCCGGCCCCGUCUGGGCCCGGGCUCGACGCCCAGCCCCUCGGGAUGCCCCUGGCCCUGGCUGGGCGGCCCCUGGGAACCCCCGGCUGCCUCUGCUCUCCCUUCUGCUGCUGCUUCUGUCCUGGUGCCCGCCUUGGUCUUGCUUCUUAGAAGGUUUGGCUUGUUCUUAGCUCUGCCCCCAGCAGAGGGCACUGCCACCCUGUAGCAGCAUGGUGCAGCCCCCUCCUCUCUGCCCUGGCCGCUGGGUGGGACCCCGGGGCCCCUCUGGGGGCUUCCCCAUCAGCCCCGGGGGGCGUCACGCCUCCGAGAGGGUGCCCAGCCAUGGCGGGCAGUGGCUUAUGCCCUGAGCCCCCGGCUACACAGUGCGCUUGCCUCCCCUCCCCCGCCUUGGCUAGCUGGGCCUCCACCAGUCUUUCCCUGCUUUCCUGAGUUCUCCAUUUCUUCCAGCAAGGGGAAGGGUGGGUGCCCCCCCCCCCAAAGCGCCAUCCGAGCCACAGAAAACCACCCCCCAAAAGUCAUGGUUUGUCCGUCUCCUCUUAGACUGUAAGCCCCUCUCGGGCAGGGAGCGUGUGUUCUGUGCAACUGUAUUGCGCCUCAAUAAAUGUGAACUAAUUGUUGGCAAA